AUGGAGCAAGGCGGUGCAUUCAGCGAAUCCCAGUAUUGGGAGAUCCUCGGCACCGUGCCACCUUCAUGGUCUUUGCUCCCCUUCCUCAGGCUUCCCUUCGCGGCGUUUGCAGCACUUAUCCGCACCGACCAGCAGGACAAACGCGCGGCCCUGCGGGACAAACGCGCUGACCUGCGGGACAAACGCGCUGACCUGCGGGACAAACGCGCUGACUUGCGGGACGAACGCGCGGACAUGCGGGACGAACGCGCGAACCUGCGGGACGAACGCGCGGACCUGUGGGACGAACGCGUCGACCGUCAAUCUCGCUCCCAAGGGCAUUUCGCCCUUUCGCUCCCGAGGGCAUUUCGCCCACCACGCCGCUCCUCACAGCGUUCCUCCACACCUUCACCCUCUCUUCAACACGCUUCCGCCCCUUUUUCUCUCUGUACCUCCUCCUUGAAGCCUUUUAGCCUCCUCACCCCUCGCCUUCUCCUCCACAGGGCAUUCCAGCCCUCCUCCCCCCUCGCUUCCUCUUCCUCAGGGCAUUCCAGCCCUCCUCCCCCCUCGCUUCCUCCUCCUCAGGGCAUUCCAGCCCUCCUCCCCCCUCGCUUCCUCCUCCUCAGGGCAUUCCAGCCCUCCUCCCCCCUCGCUUCCUCCUCCUCAGGGCAUUCCAGCCCUCCUCCCCCCUCGCUUCCUCCUCCUCAGGGCAUUCCAGCCCUCCUCCCCCAUCGCUUACUCCUCCUCAGGGCAUUCCAGCCCUCCUCCCCCAUCGCUUACUCCUCCUCAGGGCAUUCAAGCCCUCCUCCCCCCUCGCUUACUCCUCCUCAGGGCAUUCAAGCCCUCCUUCCCCCCUCGCUUCCUCACCUGCUGCAGCCUCCCCCUCCCGGCUGGCGUGCGACCUCACCGCCGCAGCACCUUGGGCUGGCUUGCCUCCUCACCUGCAGCAGCCCCCCCUCCCGGCUGGCGUGCGACCUCACCGCCGCAGCACCUUGGGCUGGCUUGCCUCCUCACCUGCAGCAGCCCCCCCUCCCGGCUGGCGUGCGACCUCACCGCCGCAGCACCUUGGGCUGGCUUGCCUCCUCACCUGCAGCAGCCCCCCCUCCCGGCUGGCGUGCGACCUCACCGCCGCAGCACCUUGGGCUGGCUUGCCUCCUCACCUGCAGCAGCCCCCCCUCCCGGCUGGCGUGCGACCUCACCGCCGCAGCACCUUGGGCUGGCUUGCCUCCUCACCUGCAGCAGCCCCCCCUCCCGGCUGGCGUGCGACCUCACCGCCGCAGCACCUUGGGCUGGCUUGCCUCCUCACCUGCAGCAGCCCCCCCUCCCGGCUGGCGUGCGACCUCACCGCCGCAGCACCUUGGGCUGGCUUGCCUCCUCACCUGCAGCAGCCCCCCCUCCCGGCUGGCGUGCGACCUCACCGCCGCAGCACCUUGGGCUGGCUUGCCUCCUCACCUGCAGCAGCCCCCCCUCCUGGCUGGCGUGCGACCUCACCGCCGCAGCACCUUGGGCUGGCUUGCCUCCUCACCUGCAGCAGCCCCCUUCCCGGCUUGA
Messenger RNA from Closterium sp. NIES-65, 1530 nucleotides. The record is from the annotation of a GenBank genome assembly. NCBI's taxonomy places the organism in Eukaryota, Viridiplantae, Streptophyta, Zygnematophyceae, Desmidiales, Closteriaceae.